Tachyglossus aculeatus (Australian echidna) is the source of this 1496-nucleotide messenger RNA. RefSeq names its product eukaryotic translation initiation factor 4A1 (gene EIF4A1). Gene Ontology annotation, biological process: cytoplasmic translational initiation. Gene Ontology annotation, molecular function: ATP binding; RNA helicase activity; translation initiation factor activity. Lineage: Eukaryota; Metazoa; Chordata; Mammalia; Monotremata; Tachyglossidae. The transcript has 11 exons. The record is from RefSeq and is a predicted model, not a curated record. The coding region runs from base 69 to 1277 and encodes 402 amino acids. Gene Ontology annotation, cellular component: cytoplasmic stress granule.
GUCACCGUCCUGCCUCGGGAGAGUGGAGCGAGGAGUGAGGCCGAAUAGGGGCCGGAGCGAGACAGAAGAUGAAUCCAAGAUCCCGAGACAAUGGCCCCGACGGAAUGGAACCCGACGGCGUCAUCGAGAGCAACUGGAACGAGAUCGUGGAUAGUUUCGACGACAUGAAUUUGUCCGAGUCUCUGCUCCGCGGCAUCUACGCCUAUGGUUUCGAGAAGCCCUCUGCCAUCCAGCAGCGAGCCAUUCUUCCUUGUAUCAAGGGUUACGACGUGAUCGCCCAGGCCCAGUCUGGGACCGGAAAGACCGCGACCUUCGCCAUCUCCAUCCUGCAGCAGAUCGAACUGGACCUCAAGGCCACUCAGGCCCUCGUCCUGGCGCCCACCCGAGAGCUGGCCCAACAGAUCCAGAAAGUGGUGAUGGCCCUUGGUGACUACAUGGGGGCCUCCUGCCACGCCUGCAUCGGGGGCACCAAUGUGCGCGCCGAGGUCCAGAAGCUGCAGAUGGAAGCGCCGCACAUCAUCGUGGGGACACCCGGACGCGUCUUCGACAUGCUCAACCGCCGCUACCUGUCCCCCAAGUACAUCAAGAUGUUCGUGCUGGACGAGGCCGAUGAGAUGUUGAGCCGUGGCUUCAAGGACCAGAUCUACGACAUCUUCCAGAAGCUGAGCGGCAACACCCAGGUGGUGCUGCUGUCGGCCACCAUGCCCUCGGACGUGCUGGAGGUCACCAAGAAGUUCAUGCGGGACCCGAUCCGCAUCCUGGUGAAGAAGGAGGAGCUGACCCUGGAGGGUAUCCGCCAGUUCUACAUCAACGUGGAGCGUGAGGAGUGGAAGCUGGACACUCUUUGUGACCUGUACGAGACGCUCACCAUCACCCAGGCCGUCAUCUUCAUCAACACCCGCCGGAAGGUGGACUGGCUGACGGAGAAGAUGCACGCCCGGGACUUCACCGUCUCCGCCAUGCACGGCGACAUGGACCAAAAGGAGCGAGACGUGAUCAUGCGGGAGUUCCGCUCAGGCUCCAGUCGGGUGCUCAUCACCACCGACCUGCUGGCGAGAGGCAUCGACGUGCAGCAGGUGUCCCUGGUCAUCAACUACGACUUGCCCACCAACCGGGAGAACUACAUCCACAGAAUCGGCCGCGGGGGCCGCUUCGGCCGCAAAGGCGUCGCCAUCAACAUGGUGACGGAGGAGGACAAGCGGACCCUGCGCGACAUCGAGACCUUCUACAACACCUCCAUCGAGGAGAUGCCUCUCAACGUGGCCGACCUGAUCUGAGGCCCCGGCCUGCCCCCCGCCCGCCCGCCGAUGCCCGAGGGGCCGCGUGGCCCGAGAUCCACCAGGCUGGCAGCCGGGCGACAGCGGGAGGGAAGGAGGGAGGAAGACAAGGGGCCAGCGGAGGCGUGAAGGGAGGUGGGGACCUUUGUCAACUUUUUUUUUUUUUUUUUUUUGACUUUGAAUAAAAUGUCACUUUUUGAGGCAAAAAAGAAGGAAGCA